Molecule: messenger RNA, 3906 nt
Organism: Pungitius pungitius (ninespine stickleback)
Lineage: Eukaryota; Metazoa; Chordata; Actinopteri; Perciformes; Gasterosteidae
Gene: slc18a3b
Product: solute carrier family 18 member 3b
Exons: 1
Coding region: 1600-3168 (522 amino acids)
Biological process (GO): chemical synaptic transmission; transmembrane transport; xenobiotic transport
Cellular component (GO): membrane; AP-1 adaptor complex; terminal bouton
Molecular function (GO): acetylcholine transmembrane transporter activity; xenobiotic transmembrane transporter activity
Source: RefSeq, a predicted model, not a curated record
UAAGGUCAUAGUCUUUUUUGUUCUGGUAGGUACUAUACUAUGCUUUUACAGUGAGAUCAUGAAUCACACUUAUCAUUAUUUGCAAGUCUUUACUGCCCUCUACUGACAGAAAAUGCCAGUUUAAACUUAGUUUAGUAUUUUUGGAUAAUAAUCUUUUUUUACGCAAAUCAAAUGAACCCAUAACGAAAAUAAUAAUUAAAGAUAUCCGAUUCGACUGUAAAGAAGGGCAUAAUUAGGCUACAGUUUUACAAUAAAGUAGCUAUUGCAUGUACAACAACACUGGGAUAUGGGGUGUUUUCAUAUGGAAUGUUUUGACAUAACUUAAUGUCGUUGAGUGCACUUGUGGAUUUUCGCCACACGGUGUCGCCGUUGUAUUAUGUUAAAUAUUUCACAGGGUCCCCACAUCGCCGUAGUGUUUGGCACGAUUCUCAGGACUUGACAAUUGCAUAAUUAGUGCGUUUAUUGGCAUGAUUAGUUCCUUGUAUACAUCCACCUUUUAACAUUUCUAUUUUUUUUUUCAUUCAUGAAGUAAAUAACGAUUUCCUCGGUGGUCUUUUCCUCGGCGUCUGGUCCCACGGGAGCUGUCCACAGUCCCGUGGUGCUGAAACCCCUCUAGCUCCUGCUGAAAUAGGACGUUCAUGAGUUCAUGACUGGUUAACAAAUACAAAUACACUAAACUAGAAACUUACUUUCAUAGUUAAUAAAUGUAGUGGAUAGAGUAUUUUAUUGAUCUUUUAUAUUUAUGGAGACUUGUUGGCAAGAAGUGAGUCUAUGUUUGUUUUAUUUAUCUGUGUAGUGAUUAUUAAAUUCUCUUUAGAUUUCCUUGCACACGCUAUGCAGUCACGGUCUAUAGAAUAAUUCAAGAAUACCACCAAAGUGGAGAGUGACACUGGACAUUGAGAAUGAGAAAGCUUCUUUUUCUUCGAGGCUCUUUGAGAGGGGCCGUGUGAUGUUGUGCUCAUUGGCUCUUAUUGGUAGAAGUGAUUGCUGCCAUGGAUGGAAAUUAACAUAAAGGAGGCAAGUGGCGAAGAAAUCCACUUGGGGGAAAGCUGGUGAUGCGUCACAGCUCUUGGUGAACAGAGGAGACAAAAAUGGACUAAAAUAGCGUUGAACCUGCGGGUUUAAUGUGCACCAAUGGCCACGAAGUCACUCGUGAUCUCAGAGCUGCGCACAAAAGUGCCACAGGUGAUAGGAGGAAUGAGCACAGAGACGAGAUAGUUUUAGCGCCCUAAGGUGUCGCAAAUAAGUAGUCAAAUUCUCUCCAAACCAGCUUUGCCAUGUAAGAUUAGUGACUGAAACCUCUGCGCAGUGCAGAAAUUCGACGAUUUCACCAAGUCACUUCUCGGGAGAUCAUGAAACAACAUCGGAUGUGGCUGAAGCGAAGACACGUUGAGAAAACGGCGGGAAACUAUUUCCACCGAUGAGGCAGCCGGGUUCCCCUUCGCCUCCCCCUUUACGCACAGGCGAGGUGAGGACGGAGAGCAACGCAUCGAUGUAGAGAAAACACCAAUGAGUCAUCCGAGGUGUUAAAAGAUUGGCAGAAGAGGAGAAGAAGCACAACAACCAUCUAAAAAAAUCGAAAGUCAUAAAAAGCACAUCAUGGAUGGAGAGGGGAGAUCGUCCGGGCUGGUCAAAUCAGCCGCGGUAAAACUGUCGGAGAUUAGCGAAAGGACCAAGGAGUUAGGCACCGCGAUGAAGGAUCCUCAUCAGCAAAGACGGAUCAUCUUAGUGAUCGUUUGCGUGGCUCUCCUGCUGGACAAUAUGCUCUACAUGGUAAUCGUGCCAAUUAUUCCGGACUAUCUUGCUGAACUGGAGAGUGAGCAGUCAGAGCACGUCCACGUAGUGAUACACCCCAACUCUUCAACCAACAGCACAAGCCAAGACAAAAUCAACAAGAACAAUUUAGAUGUUCAGAUUGGAGUACUUUUUGCAUCCAAAGCGAUCCUGCAGCUGUUAGUUAGCCCGCUGUCGGGAACUUUCAUAGACCGGGUUGGAUAUGACAUUCCACUUUUAAUUGGAUUGAGUGUUAUGUUCGUGUCCACGUGCAUAUUUGCGAUCGGAGAGAACUACGUGACGCUCUUUGUCGCCAGAAGUUUGCAGGGUCUGGGCUCGGCUUUCGCGGACACUUCUGGAAUCGCGAUGAUAGCCGACAAAUAUACGGAGGAGUCCGAGAGAAGCACGGCGUUGGGAAUCGCUCUGGCGUUCAUCUCUUUUGGGAGUCUGGUUGCGCCUCCUUUCGGGGGCAUCCUUUACGAGUUCGCGGGCAAGAAAGUCCCCUUCAUCGUGCUCGCGUGCAUUUGCCUGGUGGACGGCAUUCUGCUGCUGACUGUGAUCAAGCCGUUCUCCAACAGGACUAGAGAGAACAUGCCAGUCGGCACCCCCAUAUACAAACUCAUGGUUGACCCGUACAUAGCUGUGGUGGCCGGGGCGCUGACAGUCUGUAACAUCCCACUGGCCUUUCUCGAGCCCACCAUAGCCAACUGGAUGGAGACCACCAUGCACUCCACUCAGUGGGAAAUGGGGCUAACAUGGCUCCCAGCCUUCUUCCCUCAUGUCCUUGGGGUGUACAUAACAGUGAAACUGGCAGCUAAGCAUCCAAAUUUGCAAUGGUUCUACGGGGCUUUGGGUAUGGUUAUCAUUGGGGCGAGCUCCUGCACGGUUCCUGCAUGCAAAACCUUUGGGCAGCUCAUCGCGCCUUUGUGCGGCAUUUGUUUUGGCAUUGCACUGGUAGACACUGCACUGCUGCCGACACUUGCAUUCCUAGUAGACGUGCGUCAUGUUUCAGUCUACGGUAGUAUUUAUGCCAUAGCAGAUAUUUCCUAUUCUGUUGCGUAUGCAAUGGGUCCUAUAGUAGCCGGGCAGAUAGUGCACAAUCACGGGUUUGUCCAACUUAACUUGGGUAUGGGACUCGUCAAUGUGCUUUACGCGCCAGCCCUGUUGCUGCUGCGCAACGUGUGCCAAAUGAAGCCGUCCUACUCCGAGAGAGAUAACCUCUUAGAGGAGGCUCCGCAAGGGCUGUACGAUACUAUCAAGAUGGAAGAGAGAAGAGCUAAAAAGAAGGGCUACCGUUCGGCGGGGAAUUGCUUAGCGGUAGAUGAAAAUGGGUUUGAGCAAUUUAGAGCACAGCGGUCCGUGUCAGAGGAGUCGUCCGGUCCGGAGUACAUGUAACCCGGUUACACUCUCACCGCAACCUCGAAACAUUCCCCAGGAGAGAUUUGGAGAUCAGGCAGGUUCUAGUCAAGUCAUUUAAACUUUUAUGUAAGUACCGACGUGCAAUAUAAAAACCACCAAGUCAACAAGAACAUGGUGUGAUCUGCUUUUAUUGCUUCUUUUUGACUGUGAUUUUAUUGUGUCAAAGAAGUCUAUGUAGCGUUUGUCAUGGACGUAUAAAUGGAGUUUUGUGCGAGAUCUAUCAGCUACUGUUGAAUUCGUGUGUAUUACUAUUGUAAAAAGAUAUGAAUAGAUAAAUGUACGCACAAUAUUAUAUGGGACCAACUAUAUGCAGCACAGUCCGCCCCCCCCCCCCCCCCUUCCUACACAAAAAAUAGCCUAUAUUUCUAGUCUCCGAAGAAACCUUUUUUACUUGCACAUCAAAGGCCGGAUAUUCCUUUUAGGUUGUUAAAAAUAAUCGUGAAUUUUGAUUCAAGUGGGCCUGUUUGAAAUGUUUCUAUUGUUUGGAAUUAAAUGUAUCAUAUAAAAUUGAUUUUGUACAUAUGUGGAUAUGUGCACAGUGUAAAUGGUUAAUAUGUGGACCUCUACAAAGUGUUUGUGCGUUUGUUUGUGUGUACGCGCGGGUGUAUGGUUUAAACAUUUAAUCAAGACGUAGCCAAUGAAGUCAGUCUCCUUCAGAUGAAAACAUGUGUAUAUUCAUCUAUCAAUUGUCGUUUUAAUAAAUCUCUGUUUGGA